Bicyclus anynana (squinting bush brown) is the source of this 6978-nucleotide messenger RNA. Its product is annotated as thyroid receptor-interacting protein 11. The transcript is spliced from 9 exons. Gene Ontology annotation, biological process: endoplasmic reticulum to Golgi vesicle-mediated transport; Golgi organization. The record is from RefSeq and is a predicted model, not a curated record. NCBI's taxonomy places the organism in Eukaryota, Metazoa, Arthropoda, Insecta, Lepidoptera, Nymphalidae. Gene Ontology annotation, molecular function: small GTPase binding. Gene Ontology annotation, cellular component: Golgi apparatus. Bases 144 to 4718 code for a protein of 1524 amino acids.
UAUGUUUUGACUUUUGCCAACUAGGCGAAACCUGUCAAUGGCAAAAUAAUGCCAGUUUAUUUACUGUUUACAUCAGUAUUUCUAUAAUAUUUAUACGCCAAUCGUUCUUCUGUGAUAUGUGGUCCUGAUUUCAUGUUUAAAAAAUGUCGUGGCUUAAUCUGAACCAGAGUUUAAAUAGCCUGAAAGGGCAGAUUACCAAUUUUGCUACAGAAGUGUUAUCUGAAGGUGUUAGUCCAGAUAACGAAGCAGGAUCUUCUGGAGAGCUAUCUUCAGUAAAGGAGCUUGAAGAGAAGUGCAGUAACCAAGAGUCUGAGAUUGCAGCGUUGAAGAAAUUAAACGAUGAAUUACAAGCCACUUUGCAAUCUGAGAGAUUGUCGAGGAAAAAUGGACUUAAAGAAGAAGAAUCGAGCUGGUACUGGGAUCCACCUUCACAAGCAUCUAGAAGUGACCAUGAAAUCGAAAAGCAAUACAAGUUGCAAAUACAAGCUUUACAAAGUGAAUUAUCCUCCUUGAAAGAUCGGAACCUGCCAGAUGAUGUAAACAAUGAAGAAGUCAUAAGGCUUCUACAAGAAAAUCAAAACCUCACAUCCAGCUUAGAAGACUUAGAUAACCAACACCAAAUAGCUAUGGAAAGGCUACUAACAUUGAAAAAAGAAUUACAGAAAAACUUUGAAGUCUUGAAACAAGAGCAUCAAGAAUUAAAAAACAGCAAUGAUGAAUACACAGAUGAAAUAAAAGUAUUAUUACGUAAAAUAAGUGAGAAAGAUCAAGAAAUAGAAAGUCUUAAAACAGCACAUCCUGAUUAUGAUACUCUUUUCCACAAAUACCAGAACUUAGAAAGAAUACAUAGCUUGCUAAGGGAAAAUGCUGAAAAGUUUCAAGAAGAAAAUCAGGAAUUACAUGAAGAAGUUUUUAAAUUACAAGAAAAAGUGACUAAAUUAGAACAUGAUGCAGAAGUGGCUAAUAAAUUGAAUGAACCGUCACACAUGGUGCCGAUGGAUAAGUAUGAAAACAUAUUAAAAGAAUUAAAUGAUUUGAAACAUAGGCGUGUCUCUAAUUCAGUACAUCUAGAUGAAGUAAAUAUAGACGAUAAUGCUAAAAGUGUAAUAGAAACACUUAAAAGAGAUAUAGAUGACUUGAAAUUAAAGUUAUCUCAACGCGAUAGAGAAUAUAAUGAGACUAUAGAAAUUAAAUUUAUAAAACCAGAUAAAAUCAUGCAGUUAUAUAAUCGUUACGUUAAUUUUGAUUUACCUGUAGAUUAUGUAGGUGAAAUCCCGACAGAAACAGAAAAUGUUAUCAUGCAAAAACUAGAGGGUGUAUUUAAAACUUUGAAUUCAUUUAAAAUAGAUAUUGAUGCUCUAGAAAACAAACUAUCAGAAAAAAAGCUUUGCAUAAAUAAUUUACAAUCGCAAAUUGAAGAUGUGACUACGGAAAAUGAAUAUUUGACAUCCGAUAUACAGCACCUUGAGAGUGAAUUGGAAGAAAUGAAAAAGAACAAUGAUUUUCUUCUUUCAGAAAUAGCGGCCUUAAAAAAUACCUCUAAAUUGGAACCAAUCAUUGAAACUCAUGAAGACAAUCUUGCAAAAUUAGAGACUGAACUCGCUGAUUGUAAUAGAAUAAACAAAACAUUUGAAUCCGAAAUAAAAAGGAUAGAGAACGAGCUAAAGGAUGUACAAAAUGAGAAAAAAAUAUUACAAGAAUGCCUUAAUGAUAUGAAAAAUAAGUAUACUUCAAUGCUUAAUGAAUUAAAGAUGUGUAAAGCGCAGACACAAGCUGUACAAGAACUAGAAAAUAAUGCAAAUGUUACACAUAGUGUUAAAUUACAGGAAGCUAUAGAUAAAAUAGAUAACUUGCAAAAACGCUUACAUUCCGCUAACUCUAAAAAUGAACAACUUUCUAUCGACAUUCAUAUCCUGGAAAACGAUAAAGUAUUACUAGCUAAACAAAUUGAAGACCUAAAACAAGAAAAACAGUCAAUGUGCGAUGCGCACAAAGAAUUAGAGUAUACAAACAAUACUUUAAAUAGCAGUAUAAAUGAUCUUAAGAAUAAACUAGAUGAAUCUAUAAAUCAUAAACAAGAUUUAGACAACAAGAUAAAACAACUCGAGCAUGAGAUUAAAGCUAAAAAAAGAAGUCCACAUAUUGACUCAGAAAAUACUCCUCUGAACGAAGAUACAAUAACUACAGAAUCUGAAGCCAUUGUUGAAAAUGCAUCAUCUGUAACGAUGACAGUAAAUAUGCGAGAUAGUUUACUGCAAGAAAAAUCAAUUCUUGAAGAGAAAUUUAAAUCACUAACUAAUGACUUUGUAAAACUUCAAAGCCAACAACAAGAAUUAAUUAAUGAAACUAAUUUAUUAAAAGAAAAGAUACUUAUUGAGGCUCACGAGAAGUCUGAACUUCAAAAGAUCAUUAACGAUUUAAAAGUAAAAGCUGAUCAGUAUGAUGCUACCAAUAAUACACUCUUAAUCUUAAAAGAUGAAAACAAAUACCUUUUAGAUAAAAAAUUACAACUUGAAGUAGAAAUAUCUUCCACGGACAACAAAAUUAUGGAAUUAGAAAAUGAAUUUGAAAAAUUCAUCGCAGAUAUUAACGAUAAAGAUUCCAUAAUAAAUGACCUUAACAUGACGGUAAAUAAAAAUAAUCUUGAACUUGAAAGUCUAAAUCAAAAUGUUACUGAUCUUGAAAAAAGUGUUCAAAUAAAAAGUCAAGAAAUUAGGAACCUCGUUAUAACUGUGGAAGAACUAACACAAAAACUAAACAGCGUUACAAUCAGUUCCAACCAAAGUAACGAAGAAUUGAGUAAGUUACAAGUAGAGAAAGAAGAACUUAACCAACAAAUAUACAUUCUUAACGAUGAAAUUAUUCACAAAAACUCGGAAAUUUCUAAAAUGAAUGGUAUAGUUACGGAAUCAGAAAAAUCCUAUACAGAAAUCAAAUCACAAUUAGACAGUAAAGAUAAAGAAAUAAAGGAAUUAAAACAGUCCAUUGUAGAAUUAACAGACAAAAUAAAAGCUUCAGAGAACACCACUCAACCAAACGAUGAAUAUGCUAAAUUGUUAGAAGAGAAACAGGCAAUAGAAAAGGUAUCAGUAGAACUAGAGAAAGUUUUAAACAUAAAAGAAAAAGAAUUAGUAGAUACACAAAAUAAAAUGGUGUUAUUAGAAAAUACAGUUAAAGAAUUGAAAAUUGUCAUAGAUAAUGCUACCAUUGAAAAGAAUGACAUUAUAAAUUUAGUGAAUUUAAAACAUAAUGAAAGUAUACAAUACCACAAUGAAAUACAGAGGUUAAACCAAGUUCUACUUGAACAGAAUAAUGAAUUUAAAAAAAUUAUCGAAGAAAAAGAUCUAUUAUUAAAAAAUAAUACUAACUGCACGAAUUGUGAAUCAUUACAACUAAAUCUCAAAGAAAAGGAUGACAUACUAGUGGCAUUAAAUAAAAACGUCACAGAACAAGAAAAGUUAAAAACGGAAUUAUUAAACGCAAGUGAAGCAUUUAAGAAUCUGACGAAGAGAUGCGAAGAUCUAGAAACAAAGUUAGCAAUGCAAUUGGAGACUGUAAAGAAAUUGACGGCAGAAAAUGUACAGUUGUCAGAGCAAGAACAGAACUCCUCGCGCGAGCUGGAAAGGUUGCGCCACCACCUCGUGGAGUUAGAAGAGAACUACACCCAGGAGCUCAUGGCUUCUGAGCAGAAGCUGUGCGAGUGCCAGGCCAGGCUGCAUCAGGUCGAGGAGAGGGCUAAGCAAACCAGCACCGUUUACACCAGCAAUAGCAUUCGAGCCAAUCAAGAAGUAGAAACGCUGAGGAACCAAAUCAAGCUAUUGGAGAAACAGCGUGAAGAAGUACAAGCUAAGCUGAGCGAAGCGGACGACGCGAGGAGUAGAAGCGAAGCAGCGCUCACCAACUUGCAAGUUGUGCUGGAACAGUUCCAAUUAGACAAGGAAAGAGACAUCCACAGCGCAACAGAGAAAAUAAGAAACCAAAUGGAGGAGGUCAAACGCCAAAACGACGCGUUACGCAACGAAAUAGCGCGACUGAAUGGAAAACUAGAGGAGUCUGUCGCCGGCCUGAAAGCUGCUACCAGGCUGGGCGAUCAGGUCGAGACGAAGACGGCACAGAUCAACGAUCUCAAGGAACAAGUGCGAGCUCUCCAGGCGUCGAUAACCGCUGCAGAGGAGAGGUACUACAGCGCUAUAUCCAACCAGCAGGACAAGGUGGACAAGAACCUGGUGAAGAACCUGGUCGUCAACUACGUGCUUACGGCUAACAGGAAUGACCUUAACAGAACCCAAGUCCUGCGCAUCCUCUCCACAGUGUUGGACUUCAACCAGACGGAAUGUGAGAAGCUGGGUCUAGUCAGGUCAGCCAAUGCUGGAGACAGUUUGGCUGCGGAGUUUGUCAAGUUUCUCCACAACGAGUCGAGGCCAAGAGCGCCUUUGCCGGAUAUGAUGGGACUGCAAGGAGGCAGAACAACUCCCGCUAGUUCAAGGAAAAGUUCUACCAUUGGACCACACCCGGUCUUCGACGUCGGUCACAGAAGAAACCCAUCGACAGGUUCAAACAACCUUCUAUUCCAGAACAUGGAUUCCGUAGAAACCUCAUCCCAGGUUUCCAUAGAGUCUGAUACCAGGGCCAUUCCAAUAAACACUUUAGACACUGGGGUCAAUCAGACCCGGAAUAACGAGGGCGCCAUUUUGAAACACGUUUUAAAGGACAUGUGAUAUUAAUGAAAGAUAUUGUUUAUUAUACAUAAGUAUAUGUAUUUUAACAGAACUGAAUCCAUUAUAGGAUAUAGCCGUUGCCUUAGGCUUCGUCCUUAUAAAUUAUAGGUAACAUAAGGCAAAAUAACUAUGCCUCGGGUUAUUAAAAAGCAGCUAAAAGGGAAUGCCCAUCCACUGCCUUUCCUGACAGCCCGACAAUUACUUAUAUCUAAAAAAAUCUUGAUACUUUUACUUUAAUAAUGAGAUCAUUACUUUAUAAAAAAAGUUUGCUACAAUGUUUAACGACAUUUUUAAUUCAUCUUUAAUUUGUCCACAACAAAUAGGACAACGAAAGAUCGUUGACCAUACAACCUGAGUUUUACGACAUUUUUUGAAGACUUAUGAUUGGUUUGUUUGUUAAAAAAAAUCAAUACAGCUUUAAAGGUUACUUCGCCACCUUGGUACACCUGCGACCUGUUUGAGCAAAUACGUUAAAUACCUUUAUUAAUUUUUAGUGUCACAAACAGUACAUCCUAUCUUAGAUAUUAUAUGACUGUCUGUGAUACCAAACAGAAAGGGUUUACAGCUCAGCAUUAAGGCAUUCAUUGUAAUGCCUAGCGCUGAUUUUCAGCUGAAAACGAUGGGCAUUCACCUUUAAGAUUAGCUUGGAUAGACUACCUCGUUGGUUAGCCUAGGAAUACAUUUGAAUGUAUGUGUUUUAAGAAAAUUAUAACUGAAUCAAAUAUGUGGCUUCGGAUCCGAAGGUCCUGAGUUAGAGUCCUGAAUCAGGCUAUGACAUUCUGCGGUUUCUUGUAAGAAAUUUUCAGUACAAAUUCUCAGACCGGAGUUGGGAGGUGACGACCCCGUGCAUCGGAGAGCAUGUUACGCUGUGGGUCCCGGUUAUUAUCAUUAUGAUAGUUCUCGUUAAAGAAUUUGACCUCCGAAGCAUUUGAGCAGCGUAGUGGAUUUAAACUCCAUAUCCCCUCUCCCAUAAUAAGGGGGGCCGUGUGAAUCGUUUGGUUGUUUUGAAAUUGCAACUGCAUCAGGCUUAAAAGCUAUGUUAUCUGGUGCUUUUAAUUAUACCACUUAAUAUCAAGUCGACCAAAUGCUUAUACUGUCAGACGUUAGUAUCGAAAUCGUUUACGGCCAUUUUAUAAACAAGGAUUAAGAUUUACCUCCUCAAUUUUCUUCAAAGUAAAGUGACCCUAAUUACUACUAUUUAAAGUUCGCUUUGCUUUGAAGAGAAUUGAGAUUUAAAUCUUAAUUUAUGUUUAUAAAUAGGUAUCGUCGUUAGAGUUUAGUAGAAGGCUUAGAUCGUGGCUAGAUUUCUUCGUUCUAUUCAUUCAUUCAUUCAUUGUUAAGAUAUCGUCAAUCCUAUCCUCUCGAAGUCUACCAGACAAGAAAGAAUAAAUAAAUUCUUAAGUUGCCACAAAACUAAACAUCGAACCUUGGACGUCCUAGUUAAAAAACAAGACAAGAAAUACUUUCGGCAUCUACAUCAAGGUUUUUUAUUUUUCUGGUCAAGCUUAUACAUCAUAGGUACCUUUUUUUUGACAUUCAGACCCUUAAAAUUAUAUGAAAUAAAAACAUUUCGGCUGUUCAAAGUUAAAACCUAGCAGGUGCUACGAAAUAAGUUUUAGUACAGUAGGUUAAUAUUUUGAACAUUUCGACUAGCGAACUACACAAUGUUUGCAAUAACGUGAAUCAACGUUAGCAAAUACUCACAUUAUAACGAAAUGUCAGUUACUAGGUUUUAGAAUUGUACAGCCGAUUUUUAUGUUAUAUGUUGUAAAUAAAAUAAUGUUUAUUUUUUAUUAUCAUAAUGUUAUUAUAUUGUUUAAAUGAAAUAAUCAUUAUAUUCUGUAUACGUACCUUGAUAUAGUUAACUAUUGAUGAUUUAUAGCAUUUCUAGAUAAUACUUGGAAUUUAUAUGCGCGGAAUUAUUAAUGAAUGACCGCGACGGAAAUAAUUGGAUUUUUUUUUAUAAGUUUUGAUUACUUUGAGAUUCCAUGCCAUAUAGGUACAUAAUGUUUGAAAUUUUCAGUUUAUUUUUUUACUUUACUUUGUAUAUUUGUAAAUUAUGUAAAAAAAAUUCAAUGUUUAUUUAAUUAUUUUAUCCGCUUGUAAUAUAUAACUUGUGCAAAUUGAAAUUGUGAUUAUUUAUAUAAUAAUAUGUUUAUUAAUUAUAAUAAUUAAUCAUUUAAUUAUUAUUGAUACUGUAUAAUUAUGACAUGUACUAAGAAUGUCAUGCGUGCUUUAAAUUAAAAUUUUAUUAUGAAAA